AUUUGUUGUAUAAAUAUUUAUAAGUUAUUUAUCUAAACUUUGUCUUUUUUCAUUACAGGAUAAUAACGACACAAUUAAACUGAAUUUGAAUUUAUUUAAGAGUUUCAAAGAGAAUAAUACAUACAAUGUGUUGAAGAAAUAUCUGCUAAGAGUUGCCAAUGAGUUAGACUGCGAUCAACUCAUACUUAUCCUGUUAAUGCCUAUAAUACUAUUCAAUCCGGAGAGACCACACAUUAUGCACAAAGAAGUGAUUAUAUAUCUGAGAAUAAAAUACGGAUCAGAAAGUAAAGUGAAGACUAAAUUCUUGAGGAUUUUCAAUGUCUUACAUGAUAUCCAAAAGUUACAAGAAUUGCACAGACAAAACUUCAAGAUUAUAAGCCCUGAUAAAUAUGGACCACUUUUGAAGGAGAUUCUUGAUGUCCCGGCUACUUAUACAGCACUAUGCGCCUAA
Messenger RNA from Oppiella nova, 451 nucleotides. NCBI's taxonomy places the organism in Eukaryota, Metazoa, Arthropoda, Arachnida, Sarcoptiformes, Oppiidae. The record is from the annotation of a GenBank genome assembly.